AUGUCUACUACUAAUAUAAAAAAUAAUGGAGAGCAACAAACAAAUUUAAAUCGUUCUUCCUAUGCUCACUUAUUGGCUGGAGGUCUUGCUGGUACAUUUGGUGCUGUAUUAACAUGUCCAUUAGAAGUUAUCAAAACUCGUUAUCAAUCAUCACAAAAUGCAUUUUCUCACGAAAAAAGUUAUUUGAACUUAAAAUCACCUAACAGUAAUACUACUAUUCCAUAUUCAAAAUUAGAAACUAAACGUCCAAGUAUAAUGGGUUCUCUUCGAAAUAUUGUUAAAUAUGAAGGUGUUCCAGGACUUUUUAAAGGUCUUAUUCCAAAUGUAAUUGGUGUUGCACCAUCACGAGCUAUUUAUUUUUUUGCUUAUGCAAAUUCAAAAACAUUUUUAGUUAAAAAAAUGGAAAAAGAAACACCUUUAGUACAUGUAACUUCGGCAGCUGUUGCAGGUAUUGCAAUGUCUACUUGUACGAAUCCAUUAUGGUUUAUUAAAACUCGACUUCAAAUUGAUCAGGGAAAUCUUCGUGCUGUUGAUCUUAUUCGUAAUGUUUAUCGUGAACAUGGUAUAUGGGGUUUUUAUAAAGGUAUUUCUGCAUCGUAUGUUGGUGUGUCAGAAACUAUUGUUCAUUUUGUACUCUAUGAGCAAAUCAAAGCUCAAUUUCAGUUAUUACAAUCACGUCGUUCACUUGAUGAUACAAGUCUAUAUAAUUUUGUAUCUUAUUUAACUGCUGCAGCAUGUUCAAAAUCAUGUGCAACAAUACUAUGUUAUCCCCAUGAAGUUGUUCGAACACGUUUAAGAGAAGAAGGAAGUAAAUAUCGAACAUUUAUGCAAACAUUAAGAACAGUUUAUUAUGAAGAAAGUGUAGCUGGAUUAUAUCGAGGUUUAUUAACACAUCUUAUUCGACAAAUUCCGAAUACUGCUAUUAUGAUGAGUACAUAUGAACUUGUUAUUGCAUUUCUUACAUCAAAUUCUCUUAUGUCAGCGGCACCAAUUGAAGUAACAACGAUACAAACAAAAAAAGUUCUUUUACGUCAAGUUGAUGCAGAAGCAAAUGCCUUUCUAAUUGGAAAUCUUAUAUUGAUGUGUUGUGGAUGGCAUAAUAUGGAUAAUAGUAAAUUUCAUUGUUGGCCUUCGAAUGCUUCAUCAGUAUUAACAAGUACAUUAGCACAACAUGGUUAUAAUUGUAAAGGUGUUCAUAUAGAUUGGAUUAAACCUCCGCCGAAGCAAGUUACUCAAGAUAUUCCAUUUAAUAUAUCUUAUUCAAUUGAUUUAUUACCUGACUUUUUUGAUUGGGCAAUUUAUGAAUUACCUAAACCAUUAUAUACAUUAUCAAAUCGAACAAUGAAUAACAGUCAAUCAUGGUAUCAUUGGUGUCAUACACAUGAAUCUACAUAUGAUAUUUCUGAUCCGAAAAUAGAAUCUGAUACUUGUUUAUGGCAUAUUAAUGUACAUGCAUGUGAAAUUGGUAGUUCUAUUCCAUAUUGUGGUCCAUGGAUACCACCAAAUGGUCAAAUAUAUCACAGUACAGUUAUGGCAGGACGUGCAGGACGUAUUUAUGAAAGUACUGUAGUUGUACCAAUAUUUGGAAUAGUAGAAAUUAUUGCUCAUUUUAAAGUUGGUAUAACAGAUUGGAUACAUAUUGCUUUAGUUAGUUCAAAUAUUCAAGUUAGUCGUAAAGCAAUUUGUGGAGAUAAAUUUUGUGAUAUAAAAUAUGAAAAUUGCUCCAAUUGUCCAUUAGAUUGUGGAAAAUGUCCAUUGAAACCUAUUCAUAUCGGUUUUAUUACUGCUACUUGUGUUCUUUUCAUUUCUUCACUCAUUGGAAUUGGUCUAUAUUUUAAAAUACAAGAACAACGUCUUCUAUGGGAUCCUAGUUGGAUUAUUGAUGUCAAAGAAGUUCAACCACUUCGUUCACAACAAUCCAAUAGUUUAACAUCAAUAAAUGAUCCACAAAAAACGAAUUUUACUAGACGACAAACAAGCGAAACAAAUUUAAGUAUAACUACGAAUAUAUCAACUAUAAGUUGUGUUCAACAAAUUUUUUGUCCUGCUGGUAAUUUACGACAUACUUGUGUAGCUAUUCGAAAAUAUAAACAUAAACAUUUUCAAUUAACACGUCGUAUACGUGAACAAGUUCGUCUUGUACGAACAUUAAAUCAUAAUAAUAUAUGUAAAUUUAUGGGUGCUUCAUUAUCACCGAAUGAAGUUAUUAUUUAUAUGGAAUAUAUGCCAAAAGGUUCAUUACGUGAUGUUUUACAAAAUGAAAAAAUACCAAUAACAUGGCCAUUUCGAUUUUCAUUUGCAAUGGAUAUUCUCAAUGGGUUAUCUUAUAUUCAUAGUAGACAUAUUAUUCAUGGACGAUUAAAUUCAUCGAAUUGUGUUGUUGAUCAACGUUUAACAAUUAAAAUUACAGAUUAUGGUCUUGAAAAUCUUCGUCUAACUACUCUUAAUACGAAUUCUUAUGUACAAUCAGCUGAAGCUUAUAAACGAGUUUAUUAUGCACCAGAAUUAAUUUCGAUUCAUGAAUUAAAAUUAACACCAUCAAUCGAUAUUUAUUCAUUUGGAAUUAUUUUAAAUGAAAUUGCAACUCGAUCAGAACCAUUUGGAGAUGAUGAUAUUGAAUCAAUUAUGAAAAUAGAUUACCGUCCAAAAAUAGCUUUAAUGACACAUGAUGUUAAUAAUGAAACUGAAGAAGAUUUUUGUCCAUUACCAUCAUCAUAUACACGUUUAAUAAAACGAUGUAUUAUGGAAAAUCCAUUUGAUCGUCCAACAUGUAAAGAUAUACAAAAAAGUUUAAAAAAAAUGUGUCCAUUACAAAUGAGUCCGAUUGAUUUAAUAUUUAAAAAAAUGUCAAUUUAUCAAACAAGUCUUGAACAAGCUGUACAAUUAAGAACAUACGAACUUGAACAAGAAAAACAUAAAUCGGAAAAUCUUUUAUAUAGUAUGUUACCAAAAAUUGUUGCUGAACAAUUACGAAUUGGUCAAAUUGUAACGGCUGAAUACUAUGAUACUUGCACUAUAUAUUUCAGUGAUAUUGUUGGAUUUACAAAUAUUGCAAGUCGAUGUAAACCUAUUGAUGUUGUAGAAUUUCUUAAUCGAGUUUAUACAACUUUUGAUACAAUUAUUGAUCGAUACGAUGUUUAUAAAGUUGAAACAAUUGGAGAUGCAUAUAUGGUUGUUUCUGGUGUACCAAAAAAGAAUGGAAAUGAACAUGCCUAUCAAAUAGCAACAAUGGCUCUUGAACUUAUUCGUCAAACAGCAAGUCAUUGUCUUAUACCAUAUUCACAAGAUGAAAAACUUCGUAUUAGAGUUGGUUUACAUUCAGGUCCUGUAUGUGCUGGUGUUGUUGGUUCUAAAAUGCCUCGAUAUUGUCUUUUUGGUGAUACAGUUAAUACUGCAUCGAGAAUGGAAUCGAAUAGUGAAGCAAAUCGAAUACAUAUGACUAAAGAUACAAAAGAAUUACUUGAUAAAACUGGUCGUUUUCUAAUUGAAAAACGGGGAACAAUGCCUAUAAAAGGCAAAGGUGAUAUGACAACCUAUUGGUUACUUGAAGAAUUAGAAUCAAAAAACGAUUUUGUAGAAAAAAAUUUAUUAUAUGUACAACCAAUAAGACUUCCACCGAUACAUAAAAAAGAUCUUUCAACAUCAUAUCUUGUUCCAAAUUCAACGAAUAUUUUCAUACCUAAUCGUUCACCAUCACCACGCAAAACGACGACUUUUAAUUUAAUCGCUUUAGAAUAA
Molecule: messenger RNA, 3738 nt
Organism: Adineta steineri
Lineage: Eukaryota; Metazoa; Rotifera; Eurotatoria; Adinetida; Adinetidae
Source: the annotation of a GenBank genome assembly